UUUAUAGAGACCUACAUUGUUUGGGGGUAUAGUUUUCCUUUAAUUAUGUAACUGGGAAACUCUAUGAUCUGAAUACACGGGCCUCCCAAAAAAACAGAUUCUCCAGCUGGUGAAUGAUCAGAGAAGUUGGAUGAUUUUCUCUGUAAUAAAAACAAUAAAUAAAAAUAAAUUGCGUCCGAUUUUAGACACAGCUCCCACAAGCCCAAUAAAUAGUGACUGUCUAUGGCAUGUUACAGCAGCCCCUCUGGCGUUUGCCAGAAUCCACAGAUUGCCAGACCAGGCCUGCCUGCCACCCCUAACAGUUUGCCACCCUUGUUCAAGACCUUAGUGAGUGGAGACUGUCUGUCACCACCUACAGUAUUUCUGGCACCCACACGGGAUUCACUGUGCUUUUUUAAGGGUGACAGGAAAUUUUUGAUGGCUGCAAUUUUAUAUUAAGACAUAAAGAUGAUCAAAACCCUUAAUGUGCCAUAGUUAUAAUAAACAGGCAGAAUAAUUAUCUCCCAUUUUUAUUUUAAACUGAGAACUGUGUGGGAGCAAUUCACAGAAAAUGAAGAAACCAGGAAAGAAGAAGCAAAGCAUGCAUAUAACAUGAUCCUACAUGCCUGUAAGUUUACACGUUACUCCCCUCCUCUUCCUCAAAACUCACACACUUCUCUUCCUAUCACAUCACUGCACUGCUCUGGAGUUGUAACGAAUUUACCAGCUUUAUGUACAAGGGCAAGGAAACAUGAGGACUAAUCAGAUAGUAAAGUAUUCUCUCUUUGUAUCCUGCUAUCUUUUUUGGGUUGCCAGUGGUUUGAUGAUAGCAGUGGGGAUAUAUGCCAAAUUCUGCAAAGAAACCACUAUUGUGGAUUCUCUGACCACAGACCCAGCAGUCAUAGUAACAGCUGUUGGAAUACUAAUGUUUGCCAUAACCUUCGUUGGUUGCAUGGGAGCUUUACGGGAUCUACAUAUAUUGCUCAAAAUUUUUGCCUGGAUGCUCCUCAUAGUGCUGAUCCUACAGUUUGUGGCAGCUGUCCUUGGUUUUAUGUUCUCAGGGAUGGUUCUAGAGAAAGUCUCUUCUGUAAUGACAAGGGCUAUUAAUCGAUAUCGAGAAGAUCUGGACCUCCAAAAUUUUAUUGACUAUUUACAGAAAAAGUUUGAAUGCUGUGGAGUGAAUAAUUACAGAGACUGGUCCCAAAAUCUCUACUUCUACUGUUCGGAGUCGAACCCAAGCCUAGAGAAAUGUGGGGUGCCAUACUCCUGCUGCAUCAAAGAGAACGGGCAGAAAGUUAUAAAUACCAUGUGCGGGUACCAAACUCAGAACCGUAUGCAGUGGGAUGUUGAUGAUAUGAUAUAUGUGGAAGGUUGUCUGGACAAGAUAGUGAGCUGGGGUCGAGGAAAUCUCCUGCUCCUGGGUGGUCUUGCCAUGGGACUUAUCUUCCUAGAGAUUUUUGUGGCCUCUCUGGCUAUUAUUCUAAUUUACCAGAUCAAUUUCAUAAUGGAGAGGAGAAGAAGCACAGCGCCACAAGCAAGCCUUCGGCAGGUUGGGAAUGAGGGGGAGAAUGUGGAGGAAGCCGAUUUCAUACACACAAUUCAAAGUGAAUAUGAAGAACACAAUUAUAUUGGAGUCCAGAGAAGCUGUCAGUAAAGCCUGGGAAUCCUUUCUUCAAAUUGAACUUUUAACUGUGAAAAAACUCAGAGCUGGAAUUGCAGCUUCACAAGUUAUAUAAUAUUGUGGCAAUCGGUUGUAGCUAUCUUGAUUUUCAUAUCUGCCAAAAUGAAUUUUUGUGCCAAUGUGUUUUUUUUUUUUUUUUUUUUACCAAAUACUCAUAUAUUUAUUAUGUUGUCUGUGAAUUAAUAUAAAAGGUGUAGGUGCCGUAUAAUACUGUACCUGUCAGGAUCCUAUUCUGAAAUUAGCACUAGUUUAUAUUCUAAUGUCUAAUCACUGUUAGUAUAUCUACAAAACUGUUUGACAUGUCUUAAAGGGGAAUUACAUAUAUUGUGUUGGAUUUUGGAUUAAAAAAAAAGGUUGCUUUUUGUAAAGGCAGUAUAUCAUAUUUUUGGAAGUAGAAUAUAUUAAUAUUAUAUAAUAUUAAGCAAUAUGUCAAUUCCUUUGUACUAGUUCAACUUUAGACUUUAGGAAUGUUCAUACUACAAGAUAUAUACUCCUAUUAAUUCCCUAACACCAGUGAGCUUAUUACUAUUUUGAACUAACUCUGCCCAGCACCAGUCUCUGGGCAACC
Xenopus tropicalis (tropical clawed frog) is the source of this 2228-nucleotide messenger RNA. Its product is annotated as tetraspanin-33. Bases 731 to 1633 code for a protein of 300 amino acids. Gene Ontology annotation, molecular function: enzyme binding. The transcript is spliced from 8 exons. The record is from RefSeq and is a predicted model, not a curated record. NCBI's taxonomy places the organism in Eukaryota, Metazoa, Chordata, Amphibia, Anura, Pipidae. Gene Ontology annotation, biological process: pore complex assembly; protein maturation; protein localization to plasma membrane. Gene Ontology annotation, cellular component: plasma membrane; cytoplasm; adherens junction.